Messenger RNA from Helobdella robusta, 405 nucleotides. RefSeq lists its product as hypothetical. The transcript is spliced from 3 exons. Gene Ontology annotation, molecular function: actin filament binding. The record is from RefSeq and is a predicted model, not a curated record. Bases 1 to 405 code for a protein of 134 amino acids. Gene Ontology annotation, cellular component: cytoplasm; cytoskeleton. NCBI's taxonomy places the organism in Eukaryota, Metazoa, Annelida, Clitellata, Rhynchobdellida, Glossiphoniidae. Gene Ontology annotation, biological process: actin filament network formation; cortical actin cytoskeleton organization.
AUGUUGAAUGUGGAUGGGAUGAAUGGAAUAGUAUCAGUGAACAGUGUCGUCCAGUGGCUCUAUGCUCUUACAGGCUCUACGUCUGCCGCCAUAGUGAAGACUUCAGUCCGCCUGCUUCUCAUGUUCGUCUGCUACAGUGAAUGCAACUCCUUCCUCUUCAUCCAGGCUGUCUCGGCUUCCAGCAUCAGCAAAGGUUGCAAGAAGAUGUAUUCCAACUUGAUGGAUCUAUUGAAGCAGUCCAAUCGCGACAACUCACAGUGGAAUGAUGCAUGUUUGUUUGCCAUGCUUCUCAUCAAUAAGAUGCUGGAACCAAUUCCAGACCAAGACACGUUCUAUAACGCUGUGGAUGUCCUAUUGGAACAGGGUAUUGACAAGGUUCGUUCGUUCGUCGUUCUGAUUGGUUGA